AUGUCUCGCGCAUCUGGGGCGAGCUUCGCACAAUUCUUUCCAUCGGCUCCUCGAGCUGCGAAAGACAAAGCAAAGGAGAGGGAAAAGUCAAAGGCUCAGCAGGCAGAUUCGCCCAUCACCCUUUCUGUUGCUGACACUCAUAUUAAUGCGAAAGCUUUGACUGACAAUGCAUCUAUCACACAUCUUUCAGAAGAUACAUCAAUCCCAAUUGCGAACCAACCUCCUACCCUGCCGACAGAAGAUAACGAACCUGUACAAGGCGAUAUCCUGAAUGGAGUAGGCUCAGCAAGCUCACACUCCAGUUCUGGUUCAUCCCUUUUCAGCGCCAACCAUCAGCUUUCCAACAGCAUGCACAUAUUUGGUAGUUCUCGAAACAUCAACGAUUUAACACCACUGACCAAUAUCGACUCCUCACCCAAUCAUGUUGCGAGUCCCAGCAAUGCCAAGGCUGAUGCGCCUGUCAACGCUACAACUCGCAUCCCUCGUGAUAAUACAAAACCUGAGCGUGUCGUCGCUAUACUUAAUUCUGCAACGGCAGAGCAUACCCCGCCCGAGCCACGAGUCCUCGCUCGAGACCCAGCACAAGGUGUAAAAGGAAAGAGGUGCACCUAUGAUCCUUUCCACGAUCCCAAUAUACAUUCCACGAAAGAAAAGCUUAAUCGCCGCCCACAUUAUAAGGAGUUUGGUUUGAAAGAUGACGUUCCCCCAGCGGAUCCACGGUUAGCAAAAGGUAGCAGAUUGUCGUAUAUCAACACCGAUUACCACAAUUCAUUGUCACGACUCAGUCACUCGCCGUUUAUGCUACCAAAGUACAAACACAACCCUAAAAAUCAUUAUGGACCUGGCCCACCAACGGAAAUAGUCGUUACUGGGUAUGACCCCUUAAUAAACUUUAUGAAGGUGACGAAUGUUUUUACACACUAUGGCCAGAUUGCGGAGAGCAGCAACAAGUUACAUCCAGAGACAGGAAGUUGCUUGGGCUUUGGCACAUUUCGAUAUCGAGACACUAAAAGGAAGGAUGGUUCAGUUUUGACUGCGGCUGAGGCUGCAAAAAAGGCAGUUAUGAGAGGCAGCAGCGUGGUAGGGUUGGGACCACGAAUCAAGGUCCAGUUCGAUCCUCAAGGGAAGCGCAGCACUUGCAUGCUUGAGACUGCCUUGGAAAAGUCCAAACCCGAACCUUUACCCCUCCCACCCAAAGAGCCACCACCACCACCACCGCCACCCAAACCCGAAGUUGUCAAAACCUCUGGACCUCCACCAACCGCCCCCAAAGGGCCUGCCGCUCUUUCUGGCAGGCCCCAAUUCAGACCAGGCCUUGUGCAAUCUGUGAUUCCCACAAAACCGCGCACGCAAACACUGAUUGAGGACGAGCCAAUUGCCCAACAACUGGAGGAGGAUCCGUACAUAUUUAUUUCGAAGGAUUAUGUUCCAGUCAUCCCGGCGACAAUUGUUCAUCUAAAGAAACGACUGAAGCAGCAUUUUUUGGAAGAAGUUAGGGUCGACAGAACAGGCUACUAUGUAGUCUUUGCUAACGGCGAGGACGGGAGAUUCGAGGCGGACAGGUGUUAUUCCUCUUGCAAUGGCACAGCGCUAUUUUCUUAUGAAAUGGUCAUGAAGCUAUAUUUAUGGGGUACCGGAGGCCGACGACUUGAAAAUCGCGAACCCGAAAGAGGCCAUCAUCGUCGCACUCGUAGUCCUGACCCGCGCUUGACUGAGCAGAAAAGGAAAGGAGAACUCGAGGAAAUUAAAAAGGAAGAAGAGGCUGAUCUUGAGGAGGAAAAGCGAGAACGGGCAAAGAACUUUGAUCCUGCACGUGAAGCCAUAGAAGUUAUCAAACGAGAGUUGAUGACACAUCUGAUGGAUAAGAUCAAAGAACGGAUAGCAAAUCCAAUCCUCCGAAAUUUUAUGGAUCCAUCCAAUCAUGUCGCAAAGCGACGGAAGUUGAAUAUCCAUGACCCGAACGUCAAGUUGCCAUUCAUCAAUGAGGAGGAAUAUCAAGAAAAUAGUACUACUGUUGGAACGCCUAACUCACGAUUUGAGGACCGUAAUGCUUUAACAGCCGGGAAGGUCAAUGUUACUGCUUUGCCCAGGAUUCGAAAGAGGGCUAAAACGGAUAAGAAACGCAGUGUUGGAUUUACCGACCCCUUCGCCAGGCCAACACGGAAAGCCUAUGUUCGACCUAUGCACUUCCUUAUUGGUAUGGAGGACGAGGAUUCGGAUGAUGAUAAUGAAACUCGUUCUAGGACACGGGGUACUGAAGAAGUAGAGUCACGCCCGAGAAGUCGUAUGAGCACCGAUGAUGAAGGUUCAGAUGAUGAUACGGAUUCGAUAAGCCAACAUCAUGCGAAAGAGAGAUCUCCAUCAUUGGAUACCAGAGAUGGAGAGUCUGUUAGUGAAGUCAACUUUUCUGAGCCUACUGCACCAACGAAGAAAAGAAAACUGGACUUGCACGUGGAGGCUGCGAAAAAGCGACAAAAGAAGACUGACGAGGAACUUUUCGGUGUGUCUGUGGCGAAGAUCGAGCCUCUUCCGGAAACUCCCAUCCUUGAGGUAGGUAUUCCUGAUCUUGAUGGAUUCCCAAAGACAGAAUCCGAGACUGAAGCUGCUUUAAUUGCGUCGGCCAAAAAGAAGGCCGCCAAAUCGGCAAAGAGGAAGAAGUCUAAGAAGCAGAUAUUCGAAGAAAGAGAAGCUCUUAAGAGACAACAAGAGGGUGUUCCGGACGACGAGAUUGUGCCGGAGGAAGCCGAGGAGUCUGAAUUUGAGGAAAAUAUUGUCGAUGCUGCACCCGUGGAGACAUCCGUCGAAUGGGGCAUGUCCGGUGAAGCACCCAAACCCACCGUUGAUGAUGACUUUGAUAACAUCCUCGAUAUCGAUGGACUGCAAAACAUUCUCAAGGAUGACGAAGAUGCUGGACCAGCAUUCGAAAUCUUCAAGACGGACUACAAGCUUAUCGACCCUGCUACUUGGGCAUGGAGGCAAGGGCAAAUCAAGUCCCUCAAUCGAAAUGGAUACAAAGGUAUCGUCAAGGACGAGACUGCCGUACCUGGUUAUUACGUGGAGACUUCAACGGGCUGUGCUCGGACUGAUGGUACCAAGAAGAUUUUGAAUUCCGAAAAGUCUCUCUAUCUCCCUCAUCGUAUUAAGGUUCAAAGGGCACGUGAAGAACGCGAGGCACAAGCGAAAAGAGCCGGCAAAGAUGUGGCUGCAGAAGCAGCCGAGGCUGCUAAGAUUGCGGCAGAGAAGCUACUCGCCAGAACCUCUGGUCGUGCCAAUCGUGUUAACCAACGUCGUUUCGUAGCCGACCUUAACGACCAGAAGAAGACUCUUGGUGGUGAUGCUGAUGUGUUGCGUUUCAAUCAACUUAAGAAACGUAAGAAGCCUGUCAAGUUUGCUCGUUCUGCUAUCCACAAUUGGGGUCUUUAUGCCAUGGAGAACAUCGCAAUAAAUGAUAUGAUCAUCGAGUAUGUUGGUGAGAAGGUUCGACAGCAAGUUGCAGAUCUCCGAGAGAACAGAUAUCUCAAGAGCGGUAUCGGAAGUAGUUAUCUGUUCAGGAUCGACGAAAAUACAGUCAUUGAUGCCACUAAGAAAGGUGGUAUCGCAAGAUUCAUCAAUCACAGUUGUAUGCCUAACUGCACUGCAAAGAUCAUCACGGUGGAGAAGAGCAAGAGAAUUGUCAUUUAUGCGCUGCGUGACAUCGCACAGAACGAGGAACUCACCUACGAUUAUAAAUUCGAGCGUGAAAUUGGUAGUACAGAUCGUAUUCCAUGUCUCUGUGGUACACCGGCGUGUAAAGGAUUUCUCAACUAA
Sclerotinia borealis F-4128 is the source of this 3807-nucleotide messenger RNA. Lineage: Eukaryota; Fungi; Ascomycota; Leotiomycetes; Helotiales; Sclerotiniaceae. The record is from the annotation of a GenBank genome assembly.